AUGCCCGCGCGCACUCGUCAAGGCCCCUCUGUCGCCUCGGAGGCCGUGGACCCGGAAGACACCUCUGCUGGUCUUCGCCGCCUCAAAUUCAAUGAGCCGCUGUCCUGGCGCGUCGGCCGGGCCGCCAUUCCCAUUGCGGAUCUGCUUCAACGGCUGCAGACGCUGGCGCAGGAGCUUCGCAGACUUGAGCAGGAGGAGAUCGACAAGGAAUCUUUGAGGAAGGUUUCGCAGGAGCUUGCGACGGCCCAUCUCCUCGCGCACAAGGAUAGGGGAGUGAGGGCGUGGACGGCCUGCUGUAUCGUCGAUGUCUUGCGUCUCUGUGCGCCUGACGCGCCCUUCACGGGCAAUCAACUGAAGGACAUCUUCAACUGUAUAGUAUCCUCCAUCGUCCCCGCACUAGGGGACCCGUCCAACCCCUACAAUGCUCAGCAUAUCUACGUCUUGAACUCUCUUGCAGAGGUGAAGAGUGUUGUGCUCAUGACAGAUCUAGACCACCCCGAUUCGUUGAUUAUUCCAUUGUUCACGAGCUGCUUUGACAUCGUUUCGGGGUCCUCUAAGACUUCCACGGGAGAGGAAGUCGCCAAGAAUGUCGAGUUCGACAUGACACGCUUGCUAGUGACGGUCAUCGAUGAGACGCCGGUUCUCGCCGCUGAUGUGGUCGAUGUCAUCGUGGCGCAAUUCCUGCGCAUCGACCCCCGUGCCUCGGAGGCCCCUACUAAGAGAGGGAAGAGAGGGGAUGCGCCGGUCGAUGCCAAGCAGGGAACGCUUCUCCUGAAGGACUAUCCUCCUGCCUACAACAUGGCCAAGGCUAUCUGUCAAGCAUGCCCGGAGAGAAUGACGAGCCAUAUCAGCCAGUACUUCAACAAUGUCAUCAUCGAUGCGUCCGCGGAUGGUGCAAAUGGUUCCUCGAAAGGUGGCCAUCGCAAGCCGAACCUGGACGACUCGGACGAGGAAGGGGAAGACAUUAAAGAAUUAAGCAAAGCGCAUCGCCUGAUUCGAGAGCUGUGGAGAGCAUGUCCGGAGGUAUUGCAGAACGUGGUUCCCCAAUUGGAGGCCGAAUUAUCGGCAGAAUCUCUGUCCUUGCGCCUACUGGCUACUCAGACAAUAGGUGAUCUUACUGCUGGAAUCGGGGUUGCUGGACCACCCCCGCCUCCACCGAUGGAUCCUGGCGCCUAUCCCCCAGUGACCCUGGAAGAGUAUGCCCAGACAAUUCCUCAGCCUAGUGUUCUUCUCACGCCAUUUUCUCCAAAGCCCUUCUCGCAGACACACAGUUCCACCUAUGAAAGCUUUCUGAGUCGCCGGCUGGAUAGAUCCGCCUCAGUGAGGGCUGCAUGGGUUACUGUGGUGGGCCGGAUUCUGCUGACGUCUGCGGGUGGCUCUGGAUUGAGCGACAGCGAGGAGCAGAUGCUAAUAAAAAACGUCGCUUCUAUGCUUCGUGAUGCGGACGAGAAGGUCCGGGUCGCCGCCGUCGAUGUCAUCAGCAAUUUUGGCCUGACUCAGGUCGUGAACAAGCUCGGUGCCACGGGGGGCUUUUCCACCCCCGAUUCCGUACUCUUCGUCCUUGCGGAACGGGUGAAGGAUCGGAAGCCACAGGUCCGGGAGCAUGCAAUGAAGACUCUAGCCCGAAUCUGGGCAGUUGCAGCGGGUGAAAUUGAGCAGGCGAAUGAUCAGGUCGCUACUAUGCUUAAGGAUGGUCCCUCCAAGAUAUUUGAUGCUUUCUAUACAAAUGAUCCCGAUAUCCACGUCUCGAUCGAUCGCGUUCUCUUUGAGAUUCUACUCCCGCUCAACUAUCCUCCAGUCAAGGGCAAGCUGUCGCGGAGUAGCUCCAGUCAAUCUCAGAAGCAGAAAGACUCUCAGGUCUCGGAAGGUGAUUCUGAGAUUGAUGUUGACAGAAUCCGAGUCCGUCGCAUACUUACCCUUCUCAGGGGUCUUGAUGAGAAAGCGAAAAAGGUGUUCUUCGCAAUGCAGGCCCGUCAGAUUUCAAUGAGGACGGCGCUGACGAUCUAUCUACAAGCCUGUGAGGACUACAAUGGCGGCGUGAUGGAGAAAGAUCAAGAGCGAAUUAAAGCUCAGUUGAGCAAAGUGAUUGAUACCUUGGCCAAAACUCUCCCUGACGCAUCACGGACAUCAGCAGAUCUGUGGAAAUUCGCAAAAGUACACGACCGGCGGGGCUACCAGCUAAUCCGUUUCUCGAUGGCUGCGGUCAGUGAUUAUCGGACCGUUAUCAAAGCCAUCAAAGAGCUGGCGAGGAGAUUACAAAGCUCCAACAAUACGCCUCUGCUCGAGACUCUCACGCCUCUCCUGUACCGCUGCAGUUCCCUCGUUUUCAACAGAAGUCACAUUCCAGCGAUCAUGAGUCUUUCAAGGACAGAUGAGAAUGGGUUGGCAAACCCUGCACAAGAGAUGCUGCGGGAGAUCUCCUCCCGUAACCCGGAGGUGCUGGAAGCACAGGUCCAGGAAAUGUGCAAGGAUCUUGAAUCGCAGACACCCAACUCCUCGACGAAAGAUGGAGCUGGGACUGAAGAGAUUCUCAAAGCGUGCUCUGGCUUCGCAAAGAAACUCCCGUCCAAGCUCCCUAAGGACCGGAAAUUCCUACAGGCCUUGGUCAAGUACGCGCUUUACAGUCCGUCACCCAGGGCGGCGAAACAUGCGGUCUCUAUCCUGAUGGCUGUUGCCGAUAAAAGGGAGAUGUACGCAAAAGACCUGAUAGAGAAGUGUGUCACGGGUUGGAAGUACGGAUCGGUUCGGUUCCUGACCAAGUUGGCUGCAUUGUCGCAACUGAACCUUCUGGCUCCGCGAGAGGCUGAUGAGGAGAGCGACGCGAUCAUCUCCAUUUCGGUCAAUCAAAUUCUGUUGACUAACCGCUCUCCCCAGCCAGACGCUGGAUAUUCGUGGUCUGAUGCGGUGGACGAUGAAACUGCAGCCAAGGAAUGGGCUCUGAAGAUCAUCGUCAAUCGCCUACGUGCUAAAGAUGGCUCGGACGACGAGGACGACUUCCGUGCUCAUGCUGAACCGGUGUAUGAUACUUUGAACAAGCUCAUCGUGAACGACGGCGAGCUGUCGAAGAAAAAGGACACUCCUGCAGUUCAGAAGUCCCGGCUACGAGUUUUGGCAGCCAGGUCGCUACUCAAGCUCUGCGCAUCUCAUGGUCUUUGCGACCAGUUACUUACCCCGCAGGAUUUCAACUCAAUUGCCUUGGUAGCCCAGGACCCAGUUCUGGAGGUGAGAGGCGGCUUCAUCGACCAGCUCAAAAAGAAGCUGGUGCAGAAAACAUACCUGAGCUACCGCUGGUAUACGGUUCCGUUCCUGCUUGCCUUCGAACCCAUUAGCAGCCUGAGGGAUAGUACGCUUACAUGGCUGCGCUCUCGGGCGGCAUUCUUCUCCCAGCAGACCAAUGGCAAAAGAAGCGACCAAACGGUCAUGGAGUCUCUAUUCUCACGUCUACUGUCUCUUCUUGCCUACCAUCCCGACUAUCCGCCAGCUGAUGUGGACGAGUCAACUCGGAUAGGCGAACUAGCCGACUUUUCGCGCUACAUUCUCUUCUAUUUGCAAGGGGUCGCUAAUGAACACAACCUGUCGUUGAUCUUCCACAUCGCUCAGCGUGUUAAGCAAACGCGAGACGGUAUCACGAAGUCCGACGAAAUCAGCACCCGUCUCCAUACGCUUUCGGACUUGGCUCAGGCAACGAUCCGUCGGUUCGCGGAUAUCUACUCCCAGCAACGUAAGUUUGGCGGCGCAGCUGGUAGCACCAACAUUCUGCAGACUUACCCUGGCAAGAUGGGAGUGCCAAGCUCGAUCUUCGCUCCCAUGAGUAGCCACCGCGAGGCCCAGGAAGUUGCAGACAAGAACUUCUUCCCGGAAGAAGGCGAAGACCUGCUGGAUCGCAUCGUGCGAUCCGUCAUGAGGGCGAAGGGCGGGUCCCAGAGCGCCGCAAAGAAGAGAAAGCCCGAACCUGCCGAAACCGGUGGCGACGCAGGCACUAUGAAAAAGGCGAGAAAAGACAAGGAGAAGCCCACUCGGACGCGCAAGUCGUCCGCAUCUGCGGGAACCUCCAGGACGCCCAAGAAGAAGAAGACGAAGGACGAAGAUGGAUGGUCCUCGGACGAAGGGGCUACCAAGGGAGCCACCAAGGGAUCCACGGCUGCAGCACGGAGACGCAGUAGCAGAGGUACUUCCCGAAGGGUUAGCUACGCAGACCGGGAUAGCGAUGAGGAUGAUAUGGAAAUGGACGACUGGGAGGAGCAGGACGACGACAACAAGGAAGACGAGCAGGAAGAAGAAAAGAGUGAAGCCGAGAGCGAUUUCGAAAAGGACAACGACAGCGUCGACCUUCCGGACAAAGAAGCACUCGACGAGAUUCUAAGUGACAGGGAAGACUCACCACUGUCAUCUCCGCCGCCCACGUCUCCUCAAAAAGCCACGGAUCACGCGCCAGAGUCAAAGGGCAAACAAACCACCACAAAUCUACCAAACCGACGGUCCUCUCGAAGAGGAUAG
Molecule: messenger RNA, 4497 nt
Organism: Aspergillus sclerotioniger CBS 115572
Lineage: Eukaryota; Fungi; Ascomycota; Eurotiomycetes; Eurotiales; Aspergillaceae
Product: sister chromatid cohesion factor PDS5
Exons: 3
Coding region: 1-4497 (1498 amino acids)
Biological process (GO): DNA repair; mitotic sister chromatid cohesion
Cellular component (GO): nucleus; chromatin
Source: RefSeq, a predicted model, not a curated record